Cololabis saira (Pacific saury) is the source of this 1392-nucleotide messenger RNA. Its product is annotated as carboxypeptidase A2-like. Lineage: Eukaryota; Metazoa; Chordata; Actinopteri; Beloniformes; Belonidae. Bases 52 to 1311 code for a protein of 419 amino acids. Gene Ontology annotation, biological process: proteolysis. The record is from RefSeq and is a predicted model, not a curated record. Gene Ontology annotation, molecular function: metallocarboxypeptidase activity; zinc ion binding. The transcript has 11 exons.
GAGACUACAAGAGGCCGAGUCUGGGUCAGAACGCUUCACAAGGUGGACAGGAUGAGGUCUGUUUGGUUGCUGUUGGUGUUCGCGGCUCUUGCCGCCGCCGAGACGCUUUUCUCUGGCGAUCAGGUUCUCAGGAUCAAUGUGGAGACAGAAGAACAGAUCCAACAACUGCAGGGUCUGGAGAAGAAAGAGGAGUGGGAGCUGGAUUUCUGGCUCCACCCCGUCUCCACCGACGUGCCCGUUGAUGUUCGAGUCCCGGCGUCCCACCUGGCCGCCGUGAAGCAGCACCUGGACGCCAGCGGCAUCACCUUCACCGUGAUGAUCCAGGACGUGCAGGAACUCCUGGACGAGGAGAAAGCUGAGAUGGAGGUGAACGAGCUGAGGGAGAGAAGCACCAAGAGCUUCAACUUUGGAGCGUAUCAUCGCGUGGAGACGAUCUACAGCUGGAUGGACACGCUGGUGGCUCAGUACCCCAAACUGAUCACCAAGCAGGAGAUCGGCCGGUCCUACGAGAACCGGCCCAUGUACGUGCUGAAGUUCAGCACCGGUGGCACCAACCGACCCGCCAUCUGGAUGGACACCGGGAUCCACGCCAGGGAGUGGGUUUCCCAGGCGACGGGGGUGUGGACGGCCAACAAGCUGGCGUCGGAGUACGGCAGCGACGCCUCGGUGACCUCCCUGCUGGACAACAUGGACGUGUUCAUGCUGCUCCUGGCCAACCCCGACGGCUACGCCUUCACCCACGCCGGGAACCGCAUGUGGCGCAAGACCCGGUCCAUGGUUUCGGGCUCCAUGUGCCGCGGCGUGGAUCCCAACCGGAACUGGGACGCCGGCUUUGCUGGGCCCGGGGCCAGCAGUAACCCCUGCUCCGAGUCCUACCACGGCCCGUCUGCCCACUCCGAGGUGGAGGUGAAGAACGUGGUGCAGCUGAUCAAGAGCCACGGAAACUUCAAGUCCUUCAUCUCCGUCCACGCCUACUCCCAGCUGCUCAUGUACCCCUACGGAUACACCUGCCGCGACGUGCCCCACGCGGCCGAGCUGGAUUCUGUUGGCAGAGCAGCCGUCCAGAAGCUCACGUCCCUCUACGGCACCCGGUACCGCGUUGGGAGCAUCUGCAAGGUCAUCUACCAAGCCAGCGGUGGCAGCAUCGACUGGUCCUACAACUUGGGCAUCAAAUACUCCUAUGCUUUUGAGCUGAGGGACACCGGUCGCUAUGGUUUCGUGCUGCCAGCGCAGCAGAUCAUCCCCACCGCCUCGGAGACCUGGCUGGCCCUGAAGCACAUCAUGGAGUACGUCCGGGACCAUCCUUACUGAUGGCUGCGCAAUCCUGGAUGAAGGAUACGGUUCAAAACCAAUUAACUUAGCUUGUAUGAUCAAUAAAGACAUGAAACCAUG